Messenger RNA from Octopus sinensis (East Asian common octopus), 1367 nucleotides. Its product is annotated as dynein assembly factor 4, axonemal-like. Lineage: Eukaryota; Metazoa; Mollusca; Cephalopoda; Octopoda; Octopodidae. Gene Ontology annotation, biological process: inner dynein arm assembly; outer dynein arm assembly; cilium movement. The coding region runs from base 84 to 1265 and encodes 393 amino acids. The record is from RefSeq and is a predicted model, not a curated record. The transcript has 11 exons. Gene Ontology annotation, molecular function: protein binding.
AACAAUAACUCUGUACGGCAAAAUAUUAUACGAACACUUUGCGGUUACCAAAGCAACAGAAAUAAACUAUAUUAGUCGGAAACAUGCCGGUAUUAGUAAAAGAUUAUGAAUGGGAAGAAACCGAAACCAAUGUACUCAUCAAAGUUGCUCUAAAAGGAAUACACAGCAGUAAAGCUGAUGUAUUAACGUCUAGUGAAUAUCUAAAGGUGAACUACCGACCUUUUCUCUUUGAAUGUUUUCUUCAUGAAAAAGUCGACACUGCUGCAAGUUCUGUACAGCUAAAAAAUGGAGAAGUGGUCUUUUUACUGUUAAAGCUAACACCUGGUCUGUGGACUAAAUUGCAGUCUGAUAUAGUGGGUGACAAGGCUGCGAUGAAACUCGUGCGGGACAAAGCAAUAGAGGAAUCACAGAAAGAAGCAGAAGAGGCAAAAAGUAAACGAGCCGAGACAAAAAGACUAAAUGAGAAAUAUUCUUUGAAAAAGAUGAUGAAAAUUGAAGAUGACAUGAGAGAACGGAUUCACAACAUCAAAGAACACGAAAAACAGAAAGCAACUGAAGAAAUCGAGGAAUGGAAAGCCAAUCAAAAAUUAUUAGCUGAACAGGAAAAGGCAAAAUUAAUCAAAGAAAAAAAAGCCUUGAAUAAAAAUACCAAAACUAUUAGCAAAAAGAAAUUACCCGAAAAAACAAAGACGAAAAGUGAUAUAUUUUCUGAUAUUCCAACGAGAGAAAGUGGGAAAAUUGAAGUAAACUUUACUCCAAGAGUUUUUCCUACACCUGUCAGAGAAUCGCAGACACCUCAAGAAGAAGAGUGGUUAAGGAAACAGGCUGAAGCCACUCGGAUAAAGGAAUUUAUGACAAAGGAUCUCACAGAAGAAGAGAAAAACCCUCUCUUUUUGAGGGAUAAAGGAAAUAAAUUCUUCCAAGAUGGGAACUAUUUGGCAGCCAUUAAUAUAUAUACUCAUGCUAUUCAACUUGAUUAUAAAAUGCCAGCUUUAUAUUCUAACCGAGCUGCUUGUCACCUUAAAGUAAAGAAUUAUAUGAAAUGUAUUGAAGACAGUUCAAAGGCUUUGGAUCUACUCCUGCCUCCUGUACCUCAGAAUGCCAGCAGCAGGUGCAGAGCUUUUGUGAGAAGAGGAACAGCGUUCUGUAAACUGGAGCUUUUUGUGGAAGGUUUACAGGACUAUGAAGCUGCCCUGAAAUUAGAUCCCAGCAAUGAACAACUUAUCAAAGACGCUGAAGAGAUACGGAAAGUGAUUCAGAGUUGAAAUGGACAACUCAGUCCAUUUCCUGUUUUAUUGUAAAUUCUUGUGAACCUGUUUUACACUUUAAAUAAAUUUCCAAUAAAAAACAGUUUAUCAACAUUGUGA